This is a messenger RNA of Trichoplax adhaerens, 1131 nucleotides long. RefSeq lists its product as uncharacterized. NCBI's taxonomy places the organism in Eukaryota, Metazoa, Placozoa, Uniplacotomia, Trichoplacea, Trichoplacidae. The record is from RefSeq and is a predicted model, not a curated record. The coding region runs from base 1 to 1131 and encodes 376 amino acids. The transcript is spliced from 7 exons. Gene Ontology annotation, molecular function: protein binding.
AUGUCAUCCAAUAAGAGAGUAUCAAGUAGCAAAUUUGGCAUCGAUGGAACAUCCAUUACUUCUGGUAGAUCGAAUUAUUCCGCACCUAAUUCUGCAAGGAGUACAUCUAGCCGAAGCUCGCUCAGUAGCUUUUUUAACUCACAACCAGUAAAAGGGGCUAGAGGGAAGACGAGAAAAACUACAUCAUCUACCAACAAAAGUAAAUCAACUGCAAAAGUUUCCAAUGCACCUUCCAAGAAUAGUCAUACUUCAGAUAGCUUAGAAUCGACAUUUAAACUUUCAAAGAGUAAUGUUCAAAAUAUUCCACACAUAUCCCAUGGACCAUUACAAAAUGUCAUGGAAAAUUCAGCGAUUAAAAUUCAACGUUGGUACCGAAGACAUGCAGCACGUAAUAAAACGAGUAAAGCCGCGGUUCAACGCUUACUGAUGGAGAAAAAGACAGCGAUGGAGCGAAUGAGAGCAGACCCAACAACUGCUUUGCCCACUAGCGAUAUCAUUCAAGCUAAUGAAAUCGAACGAAAGAAAAAGCGAGAAGACAAGGAACGUAAAGCUAGACAGUCAGCUAUUGAAGAUUUACGCAGAAAGAGAGAAGAAAAACGAUUAGAAAAUCAACGAAAAGCUGAAGAAGAAUUGCGAUUUCUAGAAGCAAGCGGGAAAGUCUCCAAACUAAAAUCAAAAACGACACCAAACCACCACCUUCCUAAAUCGAGUAGCCCAAGAAGGUCACAGAAUAAAAGUAGUGACAUUAUAGAAUCUGGAAAUGAAGUAAACAGACCUGGAACUUCAGCAAGUACUUCAAGAAAAGUAGACGAAAUAUUUCAAGAGGGAAUAUCUUCUACAACUUUCGAUCAAGGCGUCUCUUCAACAGUUUCUACUGCAAGAGAGCCAACAGAGAAUUCAACAAGCGCUAGCGCUAAGAAAACAGCACUUGAUGAUCUUAUGGAAACACUAAAGCUGCUCGAGGAGGCUCCUGAAGAGCUAAAACAUCCAAAAGAAGAUACUACUACGCGAUCUAACCUAUCAAACUGGGAUCGUGAUCACUUAGAAGAUGAUGCCGGUGUAGGAAAUUACGAAGAUAAGGCAAGUAUCGAACUGUAUAGUUAUAGAAUUAGUAAAAAUAUCGCAAAAUAG